AUGAACAGGGAUUGGGUGCGCCCAGUCCAGGCCCUAAUCUGGGCUGCCUGGGUCCUUGCAGCCGCCUCCAAGGGGCCGGCUGUUGAAGUGCCACAGAGGAACACCUGGCUGGGAUGGGUCCAAGGGAAGCAAGUCACUGUGCUUGGAAGCCCCAUGCCUGUGAACGCAUUCCUCGGAGUCCCCUAUGCCGCACCCACUCUGGGAACCCUGCGCUUUGCAAACCCACAGCGUGCAUUGCCUUGGGAUGACUUGCGAGAAGCCACCUCCUACCCUAACAUGUGCUUCCAGAAUGCUGAGUGGCUGAUCUCAGAUCAACACAUGCUCAAGGUUCAUUACCCCAAACUCGGAGUGUCCGAAGAUUGCCUGUACCUUAAUAUCCACGCGCCGGCCCAUGCUGAUGUGGGCUCCAAGCUCCCUGUCAUGGUGUGGAUCCCAGGGGGCGCCUUUGAAACUGGCUCAGCCUUCUUCGAUGGGUCUGCCCUGGCCACCUAUGAGGAUGUGCUAGUUGUGACCAUCCAGUACCGACUAGGAAUAUUUGGUUUCUUCAGCACAAGCGACCAGGACGCUCUGGGGAACUGGGCCUUCAAGGACCAGUUGGCUGCCCUAUCCUGGGUCCAGGAGAACAUCAAGUUGUUUGGUGGGGACCGCGGUUCUGUGACCAUCUUCGGCGAGUCUGCAGGAGCCAUAAGUGUUUCCAGCCUCGUCCUGGCCCCCAUGGCCAUUGGCUUAUUCCACAGAGCCAUCAUGGAGAGUGGGGUGGCCAUCAUCUCUUACCUGAAGGCGCCCAAUGACGAAAGAAAGCACUAUUUGCAGAUGGUUGCAGAUUCUUGUGGCUGCAAUGCAUCAGACUCCAAGGCCCUGCUGAAGUGCCUGAGGGCAAAGUCAUCCAAGGACUUGUUGUGCCUCAGCCAGAAAGCAAAGUCUUUCACUCGAGUGGUGGAUGGUCUUUUCUUUCCUGAUGAGCCUCUAGAACUAUUGACUCAGAAAGCAUUUAAAGCAAUUCCUUCUAUCAUCCGAGUCAAUAACCACGAGUGUGGCUUCCUGCUGCCCAUGAAGGAGAUUCCGGAGAUCCUUGGUGGCUCCAACAAGUCUUUUGCCCUCCAUUUGAUACACUCCAUUCUGCACAUCCCCACCCCAUAUAUGCACCUUGUGGCUAAUGAAUACUUCCACGGCAAGCACUCCAUGGUUGCAAUCCGAGAUAGUUUACUGGACUUGUUUGGAGAUGUGUUCUUUGUGGUUCCUGGGCUGGUCACAGCUCGAUAUCACAGAGAUGCUGGUGCACCUGUCUACUUCUAUGAGUUUCAGCACCGGCCUCAGUGUUUUGAAGACACGAAGCCAGAUUAUGUAAAAGCUGACCAUGAUGAAAUCCGCUUUGUCUUCGGAGGUGCCUUCCUGAAGGGUGACGUCAUAUUUGUCGGAGCCACGGAGGAGGAGAAAGUGCUGAGCCGGAAGCUGAUGAAAUGCUGGGCUAACGUCGCUCGCACCGGGAGUCCUAACGUGGGCAGUCUGCCUGUGUGGCCGGCCUACGACCUGUCCGAGCAGUACCUGAAGCUGGAUUUGAACAUGAGCCUCGGGUGGAAACUGAAAGAGCAGAGAGUGGCCUUUUGGACCCAAACGCUUCCCCUGAUAAUGUCCACGUCUGCAGCUGUCCUCACUUCAGAGAAGGUGAUUGUGUGUUGCCUAAAAGCGAGAUAUGUGGAGGAGGAAAACAUGCUGGAGAGCAAUGGAAACCAGACACCAUCCAAGGUCAAGAACCCAGAAGUCAAACGCCAGGCAGCAAGGACAUCUUCCAGGAAACUGUCAUUGAUAAAUACCUAUUUCUAUGAUGUGAACGACACCUCUGAAGUGUUACCUUCUGCAGUGCACAACCUGCACGACUGUUCUCAGCAACUCUGA
Cynocephalus volans (Philippine flying lemur) is the source of this 1896-nucleotide messenger RNA. RefSeq names its product carboxylesterase 5A (gene CES5A). NCBI's taxonomy places the organism in Eukaryota, Metazoa, Chordata, Mammalia, Dermoptera, Cynocephalidae. The record is from RefSeq and is a predicted model, not a curated record.